Messenger RNA from Erigeron canadensis, 3019 nucleotides. Its product is annotated as transcription factor GTE4-like. Bases 400 to 2391 code for a protein of 663 amino acids. Gene Ontology annotation, molecular function: protein binding. The record is from RefSeq and is a predicted model, not a curated record. Lineage: Eukaryota; Viridiplantae; Streptophyta; Magnoliopsida; Asterales; Asteraceae. The transcript has 5 exons.
AGAAAAUAUACAAGAAAUUCAAUUUAUUUAAAAUACAUACAUAUAUUUUGAAAACCCUAAUAUCGUGCCGGAUCUACAUCCAGAUCUGAUUCUAUGGUUUGAAUUCUUUUCAAAUUUUAGGGUUUAAAAAUUAGGGCUUUUUAUCCAUCUUUUGAAAUUAAUAAGUUUUUUAUGGGGAAUUUCAGGGCUUAAAUUUGGGGGUUUUAUUAAAAGUUGUGGGUUUUUGGUUUUCUAUUAUAAAGUUUUGAUCUUUUUAAAUUUGAUUAUAGGGUUUGAAAAAUCUUGGGAUUUUAGGAUUUGAUAAAGGUUGGAAAUUUUAGGGUUUGAAUAUUUGUGAUACAUAUAUAAAUAUAUCUAUAUCUAUAGAUAUAGAUAGAUUUGUUGUGGGUAUAUGUAUGUAUGGCUUCAGGGAUAUUACUAGAUGCUGAUAAGAUAAUCAAAGAGAAGAGUAAAUGGGGUGAGGGUAAUAAAGUUUACGUAAGAAAGUUCAAAAGGACUGCUGACCGAGCCCCGACUGUCGGUGUUGUUUCUCCGGCCCCUGAUCGAAAUACAGACCAAAAUUUAGUUGUAGAAAAUGGAAAUUGUCAGCAGCAAGAAACUUUAUCUCUGGCUACAGCUGCCCCCACUGAUACGGUCACUGCUGUUUCUCCACCCGCUGAGAUGAAUGAGGACCGAAAUUUUGUUGUAGAUGAUGGAAAUCAUGAAAAGCAACAAACUUUAUCUCGGGUAGUAGAGUUAUCGAAUGACUAUACGGGACAAAGUGGGAUUACUGGAAAUGGGGUGGUAAAGCCGGUUUUUGCUUUGGUGGACGGGGUGGUUAAGAUUAAUAUAAAAUCUGCAACGUCGAAGAAUGAACUUUUAGAGCUUAAGGAGAAGUUGAGGGGUGAGGUUGACCGGAUUCGGCGUUUAGGUCGAAAGCUUGAAGAUAAAGAAGCUGAGCUAACUGCGUUUUCGACGGUGGUUGGUGGUGGUGGUGAUGAUGGUGAUGGGCAGGCCUAUAGUCAUGAGCAGUUUUCGGGUAGCAAUAUUGUUGACAGGAGGGCUUUGCUGAGGGUGAAUUCGGAGAUGGGGACUGAUUAUAUGGACAGGAGAGCUUUGAUGAGAAUGAAUUCUGAAGUAGGUUCAGUUCCAAAUGGUGAUUUAAGGCCUUUUAGGCAAUUGAGUGUAUCGGUUAUGAACAAUAAUCACGGAAUAGGUGAGGUUGUGGAGAAGAGGACGCCGAAAGCUAAUCAGUUAUAUCAGAAUUCAGAAUUUCUUCUUGGGAAAGAUAGAUUACCUCCUGAGAGCAAUAAAAGGCAUAAGCCUGGACGCCCUGGAAGAAAGCCCAAGGGUUAUUAUACGGGGGAAGAAAGUCACAGGAAUCAAAUGUAUAGGAGCUGCAAUAGUUUGUUGCAGCGAUUGAUGAAGCAUAAACAUGGUUGGGUGUUUAACGAACCCGUGAAGGCAAAGCUGCUCGGGCUUCAUGAUUAUUUUGAUAUAAUUAAACAUCCUAUGGAUUUGGGGACGGUGAAGAGUCGGCUUGCACAAAACUUUUACAAGUCUCCGAAUGAGUUUGCAGAUGAUGUCAGACUCACUUUUCAUAAUGCCAUGACUUAUAAUCCAAAGGGACAAGAUGUUCAUGUUAUGGCAGAGAAUCUUUUGAAUAUUUUUGAAGAGAGGUGGGCGGUGAUUGAUUCUGGAUCUUAUCCGGAGAUGAGAUAUGGAAUGAUUUAUGAUGCCAGCACUCCAACUCCGACUUCAAGGAAGGUUCCUCAUUUUGCACAUGCCCCGUCAAGGAUGUUGUAUAGGUCGGAAUCUGUGAACAUGCCUUCCAUGACUAAGCCAAUAACCCCUAAGCCUGCACCACCCCCUAGGACACCAGUGCCAAAGAAACCUAAAGCCAAGGAUCCCAAUAAACGGAACAUGACCUAUGAAGAAAAACAAAAGCUUAGCACGAAUCUUCAGAGUUUACCUUCUGAUAAGCUUGAUAAUAUUGUCCAGAUCAUUAAAAAGAAAAACACUUCGCUUUCUCAGCAUGACGAUGAGAUAGAAGUUGAUAUCGAUAGUGUUGAUAUAGAAACUCUUUGGGAACUCGACAGGUUUGUUCAAAAUCACAAGAAGUAUGUGAGCAAACACAAAAGGAAAGCUGAACUUGCUCAACAAGCAAGGGCAGAAGCUGGUGAUGCUAAUCGGGUUGUUCCACAAAACCCGGCAGCAACGAUCCCUGAGGUCCCAAAUGGAAAUAAAGCAAAUGAAAAGACUCUUGCUAAUACUCCUCUUGAUCAAGGAGAGAGGAGAGGAGAGAAUGCUAGUAGGUCUAGUAGUUCGAGCAGUUCUAGCAGUGACUCUGGUACCUCUUCAAGUGAUUCAGAUAGUGAUAGUUCUUCUGAAGAUGGAUCGCCUCGAAAUUGAAUAGUGUAAACUGAGUUUCAGAUUUUUAUCAAUUGACGCACUCCUGACAGUGAAUGUUUCUAGUAUGAAUAUGAUGUGUGAUGGCCCAACCACAUGAUCAGAAAUGGAAGCUCUUUGCUACCCGUGAUAGGUGUUUUGACCAGACCAUAUUGUUCUGUAAUUAACGAUGGUGCGUAUUCUUAGAAAUUAGGGUGUAUGAUAUAAGAUUGGUUGUGGCUGCAAGAGGACCCAUCAAGUAGCAAAAUGUAGUUCCAUGAGACAUAGGUGCAAUUUGAAUGGAGGCAACAGAAUGCAGAUUGUUUUGAGGGUGGCUAUACUUGGAACCACGAAUGCCAUUGAUGGGUUGUUUUGGUUGCAUUUUUUGUAUCGUCAUAACUUAAACCAAAACCGUAGGUAGCAUGUAGAAAUGUAUAGUUGCCCGUUAGUUUGGUUGAUUUUUGCGUUUGUCAAAACUUAAGAUGUGUAUUUGUUCUUUUCCUUUUGUUGUUUUAUUUAGUGUAAGUACGUAGCUAUAUUAGUCAACAGGAUUUAAUACUCUAGAUUCCUGCCUCUCCCUUUAACUUGCAACUGUCUUGUUUCAUUAAAUGAACUGGGAAAGUUAAAAUGAUAUGAGACCUGCGUUAGAUUA